Molecule: messenger RNA, 3024 nt
Organism: Talaromyces atroroseus
Lineage: Eukaryota; Fungi; Ascomycota; Eurotiomycetes; Eurotiales; Trichocomaceae
Exons: 3
Coding region: 1-3024 (1007 amino acids)
Biological process (GO): actin cortical patch assembly; protein autophosphorylation; actin filament organization
Cellular component (GO): cytoplasm
Molecular function (GO): ATP binding; protein serine/threonine kinase activity
Source: RefSeq, a predicted model, not a curated record
AUGGCCUCUUACCAUGCACAAGUACAUUCUCAAUCUGCCCCGCAAGCCUUCCCUCCCCGUCAAGGAGCCUCCGUCAGCCACGCCGUCCCAAUGGCUUCCUCCGCGCCAGCUGGCACCUUUGUGCCUGGCACCAAGGUCCAGGUAGGCAACCACCGAGUGGUCAUUGAGAAGUAUUUGUCCGAAGGAGGAUUCGCACAUGUAUAUGUGGUCAAACUUCCACAGCCUGUUGACGGCUCAGACACUGGCGUUCUGAAGCGAGUGGCCGUCCCCGAUAAGACAGCGCUGGCCGGUAUGCGCACCGAAGUCGAAACCAUGAAGAAAUUAAAGGGCCACCGGCACAUCGUCACUUACAUUGAUUCUCAUGCAUCGCAACUGAAAGGGGGCGGGUACGAAGUCUUUCUGCUCAUGGAAAACUGCCAGGGGGGAGGACUGAUUGACUUCAUGAACACUCGCUUGCAGCAUCGGCUAACCGAACCGGAGAUUCUGAAGAUCUUCUCUGAUGUCUCGGAGGGUGUUGCUUGCAUGCACUACCUGAAGCCACCGCUACUACACAGAGACUUGAAAGUCGAAAAUGUCCUCAUAUCGCUGUCGGGCAAGUCUCCGCUGUACAAACUGUGUGACUUUGGUUCUACUGCACCUCCCCGCCCGGCCGCCACGUCUGCCGCAGAGGGCAGAUUGAUUGAGGAUGAUAUCCAACGGCACACGACAAUGCAGUAUCGCAGUCCCGAGAUGAUAGAUGUCUACCGAAAGCAGCCUAUUGAUGAGAAAAGCGACAUCUGGGCCCUCGGGGUUCUACUAUAUAAGCUCUGCUAUUAUACAACUCCAUUCGAAGAUGUGGGCCAUAUGGCUAUUCUCAACGCUAGCUACAAGUUUCCGUCAUAUCCUACCUUUUCCGAUCGGCUCAAAAGACUCAUUGCUUCAAUGUUGCAAGAAAACCCUCAAAACCGACCUACGAUAUAUGGGGUCCUCAAGGAGGUUUGCCUUAUGCAAGGCAAAGAGGUUCCAAUUCGAGAUUCCGAAGCCCGCCGUAAUCAAGAGUUACCACCGCCACCAUCUGAAGUACCACGUAUUGGUGCUGUUUUCUCGCCUCCUUUGCAAGAGACUAAGAUCGUACCUGAAAUAGCCCCCAUGCGAAGGGGGCGCCCGUCAAAACCCUCAUCGCAACAAAACUCUGCGCACCCCAGUCCUUCGCCAUAUCGUGGACCUUCUUCCAGUGACCCAUUUGCCGCUCUUGAUGGAAGUAAAAGGAAGAGCCAAAGCGCGGAUGAACUAGCAUCCCGGUUUCCCACCCUUGACCAAUUCUCCUUGCUGCAUGAAAAAGGCGGGAAGUUUGAAUUUGAACCUACUGUCUCCGAAAAGAAACCCGACACGGAAGACCUUUCACAACGGUUUACAAAUGCGUUGGCUGAUGAUGCUUUUGCAAAGCCCGCUUCUCCCUACCUACCAGCAAAGGAAGAGGUCGGAAGCCGCUCAGCUAUUCCUACUCCUGCGGUUGAGCAAGGACUAAAAAGGUCUCCCUCUCAAAAAGGGGAACGCGAACGGACUCAGCCAUCGUCACAAACAACAAACGCUUCCCAGCGACCGCAGAUGGUAUCGACCGGUACUAUGACAGAUGUAUCACCGCCUUCCAGUUCAGAAACUCGGCCAUCUUCUAGUCGCCCAAUAUACAGGUUCCCAGCGCCGUCGCAAGAACGACAGCGACAGCCAUGGUCCGUAGAGGACGGUCGACCACCCUCAGGGUCGGGCAGUGUGCCUUCUCGGACAACAACUAUUCAAGCCGUAGAGCCCAAGCCCAGGUUGUCAUCUGAGGAGAUCUCACGAACUCAAAGCUCUACUCGGCCAUCUCUAGAUAUUUCGAGACCCUCGUUUCGCGAACUCGACGAUGCGUUGGCGCGUCCAAGGUCGGCAAACUCUCGCAUCAGGCCUUCUAGUCUUCAUCUUGGAGCCAGAUAUGACUCACCUUCAAGGGAACCAGUUAUUCGCAGCCCUGCGCUGGAUCCACGUCGCAGUGAGUACGACUUCGGAGAGCCGCUCAAUCAUGCACGCACGGACGGAGACUAUGAUGUUGAUGGUGCAAAUAUCACUUCUAAUGUCGAUUAUCUCCGUGUACGUGAGGAAGAGGAGCUCGCUCGAAAAAAGGAAAAGCGCCUCAGCGGUGGUCCAAAACAUUCCAAACGCUCCAGUUUGUCUUCUCUGGCGAUAUCAGGAAAGGGCUUGCUCUCCGGGCGCUUUGGUGACGCUUUCCGUCGUUUUGAACAAAACCCUUCUGACAGCAAGAGUCGGACACCUUCUCCAAGCGAAGUGGACAAGCGAUUGACUCCUAUUGCUGGUUCUGAGGCCACGGAUGACCGAAGCGAUGAUGGGGGUUUCGAUUCCGAUCCCACAGACAUUUCUCCCGAAAUGCGACGGGAACUGGAACGCAGGCGACUUUCACAGGAAGAGAAACGAGUAGCCAAUGCGGCGGCCGAGUAUCGGCUCCAAGUUGCUGGGCGAGGUUCGGGCGGGCGAGAUGGUUCCAAAGCACCUGCCAUCCAAAAUAAAGUCCAAACGCUUCUUCAGGAGAAGAGUAGACCUACACCAAGGACAGCAUCUGGGUAUGGAAAAUACACAGACACCGAAUCAGGUGGACCUGGACAGACAUCAGAGUCAGAUGACAGAGAAUAUACGCCUCGUUUACCUACCCGGCCCAAGCCCUCGCCGCAGGACAUUAGAGGCCCUUCGUCUCUGACAAAGCUCAACACAGCUGGCGGCCCGGCUCAAACACCUGCGAAGGGAAGUCCUGUGGACACUAUACCUUUGCAGCGCACAUCCCAACGACCAGCAGCGCCCCCAAAGCCCAAGAAACUUCAAACUGGAGGGGGCCGAGUAGACGUUCCCCUUCCAACAGCUGAUCCCACAAGCCCGUCAGGCGAAGACUGGGAGGCCAACUUCAGUCGACGAUACCCAAGCCUUUCAGGGUUAGAACUCGUCGAGACGGAGAUUGACGUUCCAAAGAUUUCUUCCAUCCGCACUAGAGAAGUAUAG